Molecule: messenger RNA, 519 nt
Organism: Penicillium odoratum
Lineage: Eukaryota; Fungi; Ascomycota; Eurotiomycetes; Eurotiales; Aspergillaceae
Product: DUF4149 domain-containing protein
Exons: 3
Coding region: 1-519 (172 amino acids)
Source: RefSeq, a predicted model, not a curated record
AUGGACGCCAUCUUCCAAACAGCAGGAAAUCUUCUCCCAUACCACCUCCUCUGCUACGGCACCUUACUAGGCACACAGGUAUACCAGAGCUUCAUCAACACAAAGCUCUGCUACAAGUACCUCCCUAUGCGUGAAUUCCUUGGCCUAAACAAACGCAUCUUCCCAGUCUACUUCACCUGCCAGAUAGGUCUCGCUGUACUGACAGCAGCUACACGCCCACCAUACAGUAUCUUUUCUCUUACGAUAGAUCCAUGCAGUGCUGCGCCACUAGUUGUCAUUUUGACAAUGGGAUCGUUGAAUUACUUUGUUUUUGGGCCGAAGACUACAACUGCGUCUUUCAUUAGACGGGCUUUACAAGAGAAGGAUGUUCAGUCGCACGUGGAUGAGGAAAAGGUGAAGCGGGUGAAUCGCAAUUUUGCACGCAAUCAUGCGAUGUCGAUUCAUCUUAAUGCUAUUGCGUUGGUUGCGACUGUCUGGUAUGGCUUCUCGUUGUCACAUUCUAUUCUGAUCGGGCUUUAG